GGUUAAUAAGAGGAACAGGAAAUGAAAGAACCAGCCCAGGAGCUGUCCUGCAGAAUGGACCAAUCAGGAUAGGAUGUAUCUGGGGGAUUGCGACCUUCAUUUGCAUAUUUAAAGGGGACUUGAUCUGUAGCUGUGGGCCCAGUGUUAGAUUCUCUUCCGUUGUGUUUGCUGAUGUCCUUGGAAGACCCUACAAUAACAAACCAGUGCAACUAACAGGUUGCAGGGGGUAAGUCUUUACUGCGUGGGAGUGUGUGCAUCCAAAGAGGCUGGCCUGUGAGUGCUUGUCUCUUGUUCUCAGUGCACCUGGGCUAUGCCAGGGUGCCUGUAGCCCAGAGUGGCUGUGUGUGUAAGUGUAACCCUGUGUGCAUUGUGAGACAGAGAGGGGGACUCCAGGUAUGUGUGUAGCCCAGUGUGCGUUGAAUUGUAUCUCUAUCUGUGUGCGUGUGCAUGUGCCAGGUCUGCUGUGUGUAUAAUUGUAUUCCAGGGAGUGUGUGUGUCUGUGAGAGGACUUGUGUGUGUAUCUGGAACCCUGCGUGUAAUUAUAUCGCUGUGUGUACAUGUGUGGCACUCCGUAUCUCUAUGCACGUGUCUCUCUGUGCGGGUGUUACCCUUCCCUAGUGUGUGUAUCUGUUUGUGUUACCCUUCCCUAGUCUGUGUGUAUUUGUGUGUUACCCUUCCCUAGUGUGUAUUUGUGUGUAUCUGUUUCUUUUAAUCUUCCCUAGUGUGUAUGUAUCUGUUUGUUACCCUUCCCUAGUGUGUGUGUAUGUUUGUUACCCUUCCCUAGUGUGUGUUUAUUUGUGUGUAUCUGUUUGUGUUACCCUUCCCGUGUGUGUGGUGUCUGUGUGGGUGUUACCCUUCUCUAGUAUGUCAGAGGCAUCUCCAUGUCCCCGGACCAAGCUCCCCACCCCGCGGCCAAUGUGCAGCUGUCCCUUUAAGGGCUCCAGGCUCCCUGUCGCCGCCCCCUCCCGACCUCCCCAGCCUCAGGCAUUUAAAGGGCCCGUCCCUGCAGCUGGCACCCACCGCCCCGGCAAUGUGGCUGUCCCGGUUCUGCUCUGCAGGGGCCGCUGCCCGGCGGGCGCUGGCCCCGGCCCUGUCCCUGAGACCCUACUGCACCCGCCGCGCCCAGCGCCAGGGGCUGCUCUUCCGGCAGCUCUUUGAGCCCGUGAGCUGCACCUACACCUACCUGCUCGCGGACCUGAAGACCAAGGAGGCGGUUCUGGUCGACCCAGUUCUGGAGACGGCCAAGCGGGACGUGGAGCUGGUGAAGGAGCUGGGCCUCAACUUACUGUAUGCAGCCAACACCCACUGCCACGCCGACCACGUCACGGGCACCGGGCUGCUGAAGAAGAUGCUGCCAGGCUGCCGCAGCGUGAUCUCCCAGGACAGCGGGGCCUUGGCCGACAUCCUCAUCCGCAAGGGCCACGCCCUGGAAUUUGGGGCCUUUGCCCUGGAAGCCCGCUACCCCGGACACACGGACGGCUGCCUGACCUACGUGCUCAGUGACAGGACCAUGGCCUUCACCGGGGACGCCCUGCUGAUCCGGGGCUGCGGCCGCACCGACUUCCAGCAGGGCUCCCCGGAGACCCUGUACCGCUCCGUGCACGAGAAAAUCUUCACUCCCGGAGACUGUCUGAUCUACCCCGCCCACGACUACACGGGCCAGACGGUGUCCACUGUGGAGGAAGAGAGGACCCUGAACCCCCGACUGACCCAGAGCCGCGAGGCCUUUGUCCAGCUGAUGAACAACUUGAAUCUGCCUCAGCCCAAGAAAACUGAUAUCGCUGUCCCGGCAAACCUGAAGUGCGGGAUCCAGGAUGUGGAGACUUAGCCCCACCCUCUUUACUCCAAGGCCACACCCCUCACAACAAGCCCCUCCCACCUCCACAUAGGCCAUGGCCUUUCAUUGCCCCUUACUAGGAUGGAAGGUCCUUUGGCCUCGGGGGGGGCUGUCCCUGACUCUCACUCCGGUCCCCACCUGUAAGUGAAAGCUGGGAGCUGCCUCCUUUGGGUCCUCAGUGGGACUGUGCAUCCAUUAAUGGGGGCAGGUUCCCUUCCCCCU
Molecule: messenger RNA, 2059 nt
Organism: Gopherus flavomarginatus (Mexican gopher tortoise)
Lineage: Eukaryota; Metazoa; Chordata; Testudines; Testudinidae
Product: persulfide dioxygenase ETHE1, mitochondrial-like
Biological process (GO): hydrogen sulfide metabolic process; glutathione metabolic process
Molecular function (GO): sulfur dioxygenase activity
Source: RefSeq, a predicted model, not a curated record